AUGACCCUUACGUGGACGGGCACUUCAUUUAGCUUCACAGUCGAGUGGCCAAAGUACAGGUUGCGAUGUGACGAACGACGGUCGAAGAUAGAAUUACAUCUGAGUAAAGUGUUCAACGGGCAACAUUCAAAUUUUCUGAUCGUUACAAAAGAAAAUUUACAACACAUCACUUUAGUCAUCAAUUUAAUUCGUUUAAGGUCAUCAAAACGGUUCGGUUUAUGA
Molecule: messenger RNA, 222 nt
Organism: Clunio marinus
Lineage: Eukaryota; Metazoa; Arthropoda; Insecta; Diptera; Chironomidae
Source: the annotation of a GenBank genome assembly